AUGUCUCUGUUUACGGGCCAGCUCUACCCAAAGAGAGCGCUAGGGUUUCUCGCUCUUGGCGCUUCGCUCCACGACAUUCUCACACGGCUCAAGGCCGAACCCACGCGUUUCCCGCAACUAGAACUCGUGUAUUCUCGAGAAACCCCUAUCGAUGAACCCGUUACAGUGAACCUUCCCGCCAACGGCAUACGUCUCCGCUUCGAUGGUGCCCAACAGCGCCUUCGACUUAUUGAAGUGCUUGAUUUCUCGCGAAACCACAUUACCUUUAACGAUCGGGACUUAGUACGACCGGCGACGGCAGCCCCGGCAGCGGCAUUUACGUUCAAGCUGUCUGCUUCCGCAUAUUCCCCUGAUAAGGAUGUUGUCUCCUUGCUGUCCGCCGUCCCUAACCAAACAGCAACGUCCAUGGCCGUGUUCGACGGCCCAUCCUGGGCAGAGGCUCGACCAACUCUCUGGACCGCUACUUUGCCGAGCAUCAAGUCUAAUCCCGCGAUCCCUAGGAGCAAAGACGUUCCUGCCGAUGAAAUAUCUUUGGUCAGAAUCCAUGGUGGAGGCGCCAUUCAACUGUUCCAUCAGUCUUCUCUCAUGACGGGAUCCGAGGAUACGAACGACGAGGAGGCCGUCGAAGAAGAUUCUCCUGGUCAUGUGUCUGGCGAAUGCUUCUAUAAUUAUUUUUAUCUCGGCUUCGACGUCCUAGUUUCAACACCCACAACACCCUCCAGACGCCCACCCGGUUAUAAUCGUGACGGAACCGUUCCGGAGAAGCGAUUCACGAGCGCAUCCCCGGACAAACUUGUAGCAACCAAACUUGUGCUUCACGGAAACCUGCCUGGCUCGUACGAGUUCAACCGCCACCGCCGAUGCUGUUGGGAUAUUGCGUACCUUGAAGACCCAGCCAGCGAGACUUUGGCACCCAACUCCGAGGCCAAGUUCACCGAGAUCGAAGAAGCCCUAAACGAGCGGUGGAAAUCCCUUUACCCUGAAGGUGAGAGCGAGGGACGCCAGCGGGGUAUGGUGCUCAACAGGGGUUGGGGAGAUAGCCCGGGCAGCAGCUGCGAACUCUUGGGUGGGUGGGAAGACAGCAGCGCCACGGCCGCAGCAAAUCUCCCUAAGGGUGCUGAUGGUAGUGACGAUGCUACGACGACGCUGUUUGGAUUCCCCGGGCUGGUCUUCGAGGUACUGCGCAACGGGCAUGUUAAUACUGUUACUGUUUUUUGA
This is a messenger RNA of Parascedosporium putredinis, 1218 nucleotides long. Lineage: Eukaryota; Fungi; Ascomycota; Sordariomycetes; Microascales; Microascaceae. The record is from the annotation of a GenBank genome assembly.